This is a messenger RNA of Colletotrichum godetiae, 1548 nucleotides long. RefSeq names its product cytochrome P450. NCBI's taxonomy places the organism in Eukaryota, Fungi, Ascomycota, Sordariomycetes, Glomerellales, Glomerellaceae. Bases 1 to 1548 code for a protein of 515 amino acids. The record is from RefSeq and is a predicted model, not a curated record. The transcript is spliced from 5 exons. Gene Ontology annotation, molecular function: monooxygenase activity; oxidoreductase activity, acting on paired donors, with incorporation or reduction of molecular oxygen; heme binding.
AUGGCCAUUAUUUCGGAAGUCCUAGCACUUGUUUCGGCUAAUCUCCCAAUUCUGAUUAUUGCUGUCUUGGCAAUUCACCUGGUCCGGAACUUCACAACCAAAGGUGUUUCCAACAUACCAGGCCCAUUCUUAGCCAAAAUCUCCAAUAUCUGGAGGUUCGUUGACGUAGCGCGCGGACGGGCUCAUGAGACACACAUCAAGCUCCAUGCACAGUACGGGCAGUACGUACGGCUUGGACCAAAUCUAGUCAGCGUCCAAAAUCUCGAAGCCUUGAAAACGAUUUAUGGUGUGAACAAGGGAUAUCGUAAGACAGAGUUUUAUGCGGUGCAGCAGCAGCUCGCGAAUGGCAAACCGACACAGACACUUUUUACCACGCUCGACGAGGACUUCCAUGCCAAGAUUAAGAGACCCAUCUCGAACUUGUAUUCCAUGAGUACCCUGACCGAGUUUGAGUGCUUCGUCGAUAGCACGAUAGAAAAGUUGCUUGAGAAGUUGGAUGAGUUCGCCGAAGCUGGACGAGAGUGCGAUCUGGCGACUUGGCUCCAGUAUUAUGCUUUCGAUGUGAUUGGAGAAUUGACCUUUGGCAAACCGCUCGGUUUUCUCGACCAGGGCAAAGAUGUCGGAAAUGUGAUGGUGUCACUGGAAAAGAUGGUUGACUAUGCAGGAAUGAUUGGUCAAAUCCCUUGGUUGGAUCAUCUUUUCAUCAAGAAUCCGAUCAAACGCAAGUUCGGCGGCGGUUCGACAGGAGCUGUGGCUCGAUUUGCGCGCCGAUGCCUCGAAGAGCGUCUUCAUCGUCCCGAGGGAAAGAUAGAAAACCCUUCACAUCGCGACUUUCUCACUCGCUUCCUGGAAACCAAGAAGACGCAUCCUCAAGUUGUCGAUGAUGGUCAGGUCUUCUCUUGGACACUCAGCAAUGUCAAUGCUGGGUCUGACACGACAGCAAUCUCAUUACGCGCAGUACUCUACUACCUUCUCAAGAAUCCCUCAACUUUGGACAAGGUCAUGAAAGAAAUCGUCAGUGCCAGAGAAAGCGGCAAGAUGUCGAUACCGGUGACAUGGAAAGAGAGCCAAGAGCUGCCGUACCUGGACGCGACCAUCAAAGAAGCGCUCAGGCUUCAUCCUGCAGUCGGACUGCUUCUGGAAAGAAUUGUUCCCAAAGCUGGCAUUCAACUGCCUGAUGGCCCAUUCCUGCCAGAAGGCACCGUGGUAGGCAUCAACCCCUGGGUAAUGCAUCGUCAUCCUGCAUUCGGCACUGACCUAGACGCCUACGUACCGGAGCGAUGGCUUCAAGGCGAACACGAGUCCCAAGGGCAUUAUGAAAUUCGAAAGGCGGAGAUGCAGGGAGCAACCUUUACGUUUGGCGCCGGUCCACGUACCUGUAUCGGCAAGAACAUCAGCUUGCUUGAGAUUUACAAAGCGAUUCCGACUCUUCUCUAUACCUACGAUAUCAACUUGAGCUAUCCAGACAAAGAAUGGGACACUGUGAACGCGUGGUUUGUGAGACAAAAGAACAUCCAUGUCAAGCUGACCAAAUCCGGCAGAAUCUGA